This is a messenger RNA of Portunus trituberculatus (swimming crab), 2726 nucleotides long. RefSeq names its product transmembrane reductase CYB561D2-like. The coding region runs from base 347 to 976 and encodes 209 amino acids. The record is from RefSeq and is a predicted model, not a curated record. The transcript is spliced from 3 exons. Gene Ontology annotation, molecular function: transmembrane monodehydroascorbate reductase activity. Lineage: Eukaryota; Metazoa; Arthropoda; Malacostraca; Decapoda; Portunidae.
GGUGGCUUUGGAUUAGGAAAUAGACUUAAAAAUGACAUAGAUAGACAAAUGAUGAAUAAAGAGGAAUGAGAGAAGGGAAAUAAUGAAGGAGAGAAGGAGAAACGCGAAAAAUUAAAUGAAGGGAGGGAGAGAGAGAGCGGAGGACGAAGAAAAAGGAGGAAAGAAGGAAGAGGAAGAUUAAAAGCAAAGAUAACAAAAGCAAAAGAUAAGAUAAGAAUUUGUGAAAGGAAUCCGGCGUGUUGGGAAAGUUUGUUCAGUUAUUUAAUGAAAGAUUGAAGAAAAACUGGAUUCCAACACGACUAUAACUGAUUGCAGUGGUAAAGAGGCAGCGGGAGGGCAGGGCGUCAUGGCAGCAGCGGCGGCAGCGGCGGUGAGGGUGGGUGUGUGUAUCUUCCUUGUAUUCAUCACCUACUUGGCACGCCCUGGAUCUUCUCUCUUCUCCUGGCAUCCCUUCCUCAUGUCCCUGGCUUUCACAGGGUUGAUGUCGGAGGCUGUGUCAAUCUUCACCAGGCACAGUUUAGCAUCAGGGCGUCCUCACAGCACCAAGAUCACUGCACACUGGGCACUAUUAGCAGCAGCGGCGGCAGCACAUGGCCUGGGGUAUGCUGCGAUAUACUACACCAAAGAAAGCAAGAAUAAACCUCACCUGACCUCGUGGCAUGGGUUAUUGGGGCUGGCAACCUCUAUUUUACUGUGGGGUCAGGUCACCAUUGGGGUUGUUGCGAAAUAUCCAAAGGUCGUUGAGAAAUUUGUGUCUUUAAGGUCAAUAAGGUCAGGUCAUUCGCUCUCCGGGUCGCUGUGUUUUUGUUUAGGGAUGGUGUGUGUGUGUGUGUCGUGCUGGAGUGACUGGUUCCAGGGUGGUGCGGAAAAGUUGGGUGAUUUUGGUGUGUGGUGUGUGUGGGGUGUGGUGAGUCUACAUGUGGUGCUUCUGUGUGUGGUGUGCAAGAGACAUGUCACCAGGUAUGUGUGGAAGUAGUGGUGCUGUUGUCAUUGUUGUUGUUGUUGUUGUUUUUCUUAAGGUAUGUAGGGAAAUGGCCAGUCAAUCAGUCAGUCAGUCAGUCAAUCAGAUGUCACUUCUCUCUAAAGCCAACAUGUUCCUUCCUUUGCCAGUUAGUCAUUUCAUUUUUCUCUAGUGUGGCAGCAGUAGAAGUGCUAGUAAUAUAAGUAUAAAGACUAUUUUUCUAGUGUUAAUGGGAUCAGAAACUAUUGUCUUUUAUAUUUAGGACAUAAUAAUAAUAAUAAUAAUAAUAGUAAUAAUAAUGAUAAUAAUGCAUUCCUGUUUUCUAAUAAUCACAAUAACAAUGCAUUAAUUUCUCUAAUUAUAUAAUGACUCCAUUUUUGUAGUGUUAAAAGCAUAAAAGGAUCAGAAACUACUGUCUUUUAUACUAAGGAUGUAAUAAUAAUAGUGAUAAUAAUGCAUUCUUUUUUUUUUUUUUUAUACCAUGUGGGCUUUUCACGGGAAUUUAUGGGCUAAAGGGGAUACUUUUUAGGGUACCUCCUAUCUUAAAGCCCACCCGCUAGGAAACCGUUGCCCUGAGUGAGGAAGCCCAACCUACACUCAGACUGUGGACAGGAUUCGAACCCGUGCGCUUGGAGACCUCUAGGAUGCAUUCCUUUGUCUAAUUAUAUAAAGAUGCUAUUUUUGUAGUGUUAAAAGCAUAUAAGGAUCAGAAACUACUGUCUUUUAUACUGGGGAUGUAAUAAUAAUAACAAUAAUAAUGCAUUUCUUUGUCUAAUUAUAUCAAGACUAUAUUUUUCUAUUGUUAAAAGGAUCAAAUACUGUUUUUCUUAUAUUUAGUGUGCAAUGAUGGCAAUAGUAACAAUGCAUUCCGUUGUCUAAUGGGAAAAAGUAGCAGAAUGCGUUGUUUUGUGUGGUGCUGAUGUUCUUGGGGGGAUAAACAAGACAAACAACAUUUCUUAAGUGUGUUUGUCAUUUUAGUUAAGUGUUUUGUUGAAGUUGUUUGCUCUCACAGUGAUAAACAACAUUUCUUGACAGUUUUUCAUAUUAGUUAGGUCUUUUCUUGAAGUUGUUUGAUGUUACAAUGAUAAAAACAUUUCUUAAGUGUGUUUUUCAUAUUAGUUAGGUCUUUUGUUGAAGUUGUUUGCUCCUACGGUGAUAAACAACAUUUAUUUAGACAGGGUUUCAUAUUAAUUAAGUGCUUUGUCUAACUUGUUUGUUCUCACAGUGAUAAACAACAAUCUUAAGACAGUUUUUCAUAUUGAGUGUUUUGAUAUCUUUUUUUUCUAGGUUUUGUGUGGGUUACCUGAGUUUGUGGUUAAGAUGUGUUACUAAUUGGUCAUUCCCGAGGCAGGUGACACAGCACACCACCACAAAGCACACUACAACACCUCAAUCUAUUCCUUAUGAUUUUUUUUCUUUUCUUUUUUUUUCCAAUGAAUUUUUUGGUUACAAUUAAAAUGAUGUUUUGUCUAAGCUUUUUUGUUUACUCUGACAGUGAUAAACAACAUUUCCAAGUGUGUUUGUUAUAUUAAAUAUGUUUUGCUAUAUAAUUUGUUUGCUUUGACAGUGAUAAACAAUAUUUCCAAGUGUGUUUUUCAUAUUAAGUGUCUUGUAUCUAAUUUGUUUUUCAUAUUAAUUAAGUGCCUUAUCUAAUUUGUUUGCUCUGACAGUGAUAAACAACAUUUCCAAGUGUGUUUGUCAUAUUAAUUCAUUUGUUUCCUAAGUUUUCAUAAUAGCAAGAUGAGUAAAGUGCUAAACAAUUGUU